Messenger RNA from Staurois parvus, 585 nucleotides. Lineage: Eukaryota; Metazoa; Chordata; Amphibia; Anura; Ranidae. The record is from the annotation of a GenBank genome assembly.
CAGUCUUCUCUCGCUGGCGCCGGCAUCUUUACUGUCCACAGUCUCUGGUCAUCUGUAGUAUUUCCGCAGUAUCUUGUACUGUGUCUGCAGUCUCUGGUCAUCUCCUGUACUGUGUCUGCAGUCUCUGGUCAUCUCCUGUACUGUGUCUGCAGUCUCUGGUUAUCCCCUGUACUGUGUCCGCAGUCUCUGGUCAUUUCCUGUACUGUAUCCGCAGUCUCUGGUCAUCUCUUGUACUGUGUCUGCAGUCUCUGGUCAUCUCCUGUACUGUGUCUGCAGUCUCUGGUCAUCUCCUGUACUAUGUCCGCAGUCUCUGGUCAUCUCCUGUACUAUGUCUGCAGUCUCCGGUUAUCCCCUGUACCAUAUCUGCAGUCUCUGGUCAUCUCUUGUACUAUGUCUGCAGUCUCUGGUCAUCUCCUGUACUGUGUCUGCAGUCUCUGGUCAUCUCCUGUACUAUGUCCACAGUCUCUGGUCAUCUCCUGUACUAUGUCUGCAGUCUCUGGUCAUCUCCUGUACUAUGUUCACAGUCUCUGGUCAUCCUUUACUAUGUCCUCAGUCUCUGGCCAUCUCCUGUACUAUGUCUGCAGU